CCAGAUUGUUUCUAGUCUGCAGCAGAAAUGUCUGACUCGGUUUUCAUUGCUGUAGAUUUUGGCACAGCGUUCUCUGGAUACUGCUUUAAGAUUGCAGUGUCAGAACAGGUUCGGCAGCCGAAAUGGGGUAAAGAAUACGGUCUUGAAACCCCCAAAACUCCUACCUGCAUUUUAUUUGAUGAAAAUGAAAAGUUCUUAGAGUUCGGUUAUGAUGCUGUAAUGACUUACAACAGGCACACCAAGAAAGACGAGGCAAAGAAGCUCUACCUCUUUGACAACUUCAAAAUGGAGCUUUAUGGAAAGGCUGAGGAGCGGACGUUCUCAAUAGAUCUGGAUCGGAACUGUUUCCUCAAAGAUGGAAAACCCUUCCAGUACAUCUCCGGCAGCAUCCAUUACUCCAGAGUCCCACGCAGCUACUGGAAGGACCGACUCACCAAGAUGUACAUGAGUGGACUGAACGCCAUCCAGGUGUACAUUCCCUGGAAUUUCCACGAGUCAGAGCAGGGUGUGUUUGAGUUUGAGGGGCAGAAGGAUGUGGAGUAUUUCCUCAAUCUGGCCAAUCAGACGGGGCUGCUGGUCAUCCUGCGGCCAGGACCCUAUAUAUGCGCCGAGUGGGAGAUGGGCGGGCUGCCUGCCUGGCUGCUCCACAACCCCAACAUUAUCCUCCGCUCUGCAGAUUCAGAUUACCUGCAGGCUGUCAGUGACUGGAUGGCCGUUUUGCUUACAAAAAUGCGUCCGUGGCUUUACCAGAACGGAGGGAACAUCAUCAGCGUACAGGUGGAGAAUGAGUAUGGUAGUUAUUUUGCGUGUGAUUAUAAUUACCUGCGUCACCUGCGCACGCUCUUCCGCUUCUUCCUGGGCGAGGACGUCUUCCUCUUCACCACGGAUGGAAACACGGAUAAAGAGCUGAUCUGCGGAACUCUGGAGGGACUUUACGCCACCAUCGACUUCGGCACAGACACCAAUAUAACCACUGCAUUCAAGCGGCAGAGGAGAUUCGAACCCAAAGGACCACUGGUAAACUCUGAGUUUUAUACUGGCUGGUUGGACCACUGGGGUGAUAAACAUGCUUCAGUAGAGACGCAGAAGGUCAGCAGGAUGCUGGAGGACAUGCUGAGCAUGGGGGCCAGCGUCAACAUGUACAUGUUUGAAGGUGGAACAAACUUUGGGUACUGGAACGGUGCUGAUCUGGACAGUCGGUUUCGCUCUGUGGUGACCAGCUACGAUUACAACGCUCCUCUGUCAGAAGCUGGAGACCCAACAGACAAACUGCUGGCCAUCAGAGACGUUAUUAAGAACUUCCGGGAUAUCCCGUCUGGGCCGAUGCCCCCAGCCUCCCCUAAGUUUUCGUACGGAUUUGUCACUCUGAAGAAGGUGGGUAAUGUUAGUGGACUUUUGGACACACUUUGUCCGCAGGGUCCGGUCCAAUCCCACCAUCCGCUCACCUUCGAGGAGAUAAAACAUUAUUACGGUUUCAUGCUGUAUCGGACUCUUCUUCCCCGGAAUAUUCCAGAUCCAACUCCUCUGAUCUCUCCAAUGAACGGCAUUCACGACCGCGCCUAUGUUUCUGUGAAUGGGGUAUAUCAGGGUGUGUUGGAGAGAGACAUUAUGUUAGUGAUGAACGUUACAGGAAGACAAGGAGAUCAGUUGGACAUCCUGGUGGAGAACAUGGGCAGGGUCAACUUCGGCAACAAGAUCAACGACUACAAGGGCCUGCUGGGUAAUCUGAUUCUGGGUAAUGACGUGCUCACUGAUUGGCUGAUAUUCCCUCUGGACCUGGAUGCAGUGAUAUCAGGCGGCUGGCCGCAGGCUGGGGGGAUAAACGUCCCUCCGAAACCCAAGACUAAGGAAGGACGAGGACCAGCGGUUUACUCAGGAACUUUAAAGACCCCUGGAGUAGCCUGGGACACCUUCCUCAAACUCACCGGCUGGACCAAGGGUCAGGUCUGGAUAAAUGGGGUCAAUCUGGGCCGAUACUGGCCAAAGCGUGGUCCCCAGCAGACCCUGUACGUUCCAGGGACCCUCCUCAGCCCCAGCCUGCCAAAUAACAUCACCAUGCUGGAGCUGGAAUCUGAACCGGACCAUCUGAGGGUGCUGUUUAUGGACCGACCGCAGCUAAACAACACCAGACCACAGUCCUGACCCCGCCCACUACCCUUAGUUGCACUUUUUAAGGUGGAAAAGUGAAUUAGAAUAAGAAUCUUAAGCUUCACUAACGGCUAUUUUGAAGAUUUGUAAAUGCUAUUAGCAUCAGUGCUAAUUGGUGGGGUAUAGGCUUAGCUACGUUAGCAUGGUAGCUUUCUGAAGCCCUUAAUGAUGACGACCAACUGAUAACUCAGGAAAUCUGUAAAUAAUCAGAUUAUUUUGAUGAGAUCAGAGCAUUGAUAAUGAUUGAUGACUGAUGAUUGUGAUUGUGUUUGGAGUUUCAGUAUUAGAAUGUGUUUAAUAAAAUGUAAUAAAAUCACAGUCCUGAAAAAAACACUGAACACAGGAAGCUGUAAAUAAUUUACACUUUUAUUAUCAACAGAUUUUUGAUUAACAGUUAAGCACUGUAGACCCUGAGGGGAAAAAUAUUAGUAUUAUUUUUUUUUUCUGAAUAUCAGAAGGCCUUACAGCAGCAUAGACAGUAUUGUUUCAAGUGUCACUUUUUAUAUAAUUAAUAAAGGACAUUUUAAGACCAUUA
This is a messenger RNA of Astyanax mexicanus (Mexican tetra), 2683 nucleotides long. RefSeq names its product galactosidase, beta 1-like (gene glb1l). Bases 28 to 2142 code for a protein of 704 amino acids. The record is from RefSeq and is a predicted model, not a curated record. Gene Ontology annotation, molecular function: ATP binding; beta-galactosidase activity; ATP-dependent protein folding chaperone. NCBI's taxonomy places the organism in Eukaryota, Metazoa, Chordata, Actinopteri, Characiformes, Acestrorhamphidae. The transcript is spliced from 16 exons. Gene Ontology annotation, biological process: carbohydrate metabolic process. Gene Ontology annotation, cellular component: vacuole.